AGAAUAUUAUGAAAAAGCUAUACUAAUCUUUUGGAUAAGAUGCUUAAAAUUUUCAAAAUAAAUUGAAUAAUUAUUAAGAGAAGGUGUAAGGAAAAUUUUAGGGAAUGCUCUUGAAAUCAGAAGAAAAAAAAUAAAAAAUCAUUUAAAAACUAUAAUAUGCAAAAGAACAAUUAUAAUUAAGCAUUGAAAAUAAUAAUCAAAAAAAGAGCUUCAAACUCUAAUAAAAAAUUGACUAAUUAGAAAUUGAAAUGUAGAAAAUUAAUCGUAAAGAUUAAAUUGCAAAAGAUUAUCAUCUUGUUUAUGAUGGUUUAUUAAACUAACUCUAAAUUACUCAAACUUAAUAAAUUGAAACAUUAUCUUAAGCUCAAAGAAAUGAUAAUUAUAAAAUAUUGUGUUCAAUAAAAAGAUAAGCAAUUAACUUGCAAAGUUAUGUUUAUAAAAAGAAACAUAUUGAUCCUCUUAUUCAAAUAUGUUUUCAUUGCAACUAAGUAAUCUAAUAUUUAUUUUUAUUAGCUUUUAAAAGAAUAUCUAAAAUUGGGUGUUGAUAAUUAAAUUUAAUAAGAAGAUAUAUUUUAGAUUGAUAAUGUAGCUAAUCAAAAGCUAAAUGAGAAAGAGAAGUUUAGAGAAGAAAAAUGGUAACAAAAAUAAGAGGAAAAAUAGUAUUUGGAAGAUUAAUAACUUUAAUCUUAAUACAAAUAAAAGGAUGGAAAUAAAUAACAAAAAAAGAAAGAAAGAUCUAACUAUUCUAAUGAAAGAAAAUUAAAACAAUCUCAGCAAGAGUAAUUAUUAGAACAAAACCAAUAAAUCUAAUAAGAAAAAGGAGAACAAUAUUCAAACUUAUGGAAUAAAUUAACGAAAAAUAAACUCAAAUAACAAUAACAACAAUAAGAAAUCAAAUAAGGAUAACAUAUUGACUUGAUACAAAAAUUUAAUAAUUUAAAAAUAGAAGAUAAACAACAAUAAAAUCAAAUAAUUUAAAAAUAACAAAAACCUUAAGAAACUGAAUAAGCAACAGAUGAUUCUAAAUUAUGUUAGAUUUGUUUUGAAUUUCCUAAAGAAUAUGUAGCAACUCCUUGUGGUCAUUUUGUAUAUUGUUCAAAAUGUAAAGACUUAGCUUAGAAAUAGUGUUUAAUUUGUAGAGAACCUGUAUAAUAAUUGAUCAAGGUUUUUUAAUGAAAAUUUAUUUAUAAUCAUC
Paramecium sonneborni is the source of this 1195-nucleotide messenger RNA. The record is from the annotation of a GenBank genome assembly. Lineage: Eukaryota; Ciliophora; Oligohymenophorea; Peniculida; Parameciidae.